This is a messenger RNA of Aspergillus candidus, 2211 nucleotides long. RefSeq names its product beta-glucosidase. Gene Ontology annotation, biological process: glucan catabolic process. The transcript is spliced from 5 exons. The record is from RefSeq and is a predicted model, not a curated record. NCBI's taxonomy places the organism in Eukaryota, Fungi, Ascomycota, Eurotiomycetes, Eurotiales, Aspergillaceae. Bases 1 to 2211 code for a protein of 736 amino acids. Gene Ontology annotation, molecular function: beta-glucosidase activity.
AUGCAUUUCUCCCUCCAGACGGCAGCCUCCGUGCUAGCCACAGCAGGGCUAUCCCAAGCGCUUUCCACCUGGGACGCCGCCUACGGCAAAGCAGAGAAAUCUCUCUCGAGCCUCUCACAAGAUGAGAAAGUUGGCAUGGUCUCGGGAGUGACCUGGAUGUCUGGACCCUGUGUCGGCAACACCUACGCCCCGGAGUCCAUACCCUACCCGUCUCUCUGUCUGCAGGACGGGCCGUUGGGCAUCCGCUUCGCAAACCCAGUCACUGCUUUCCCGGCUGGUAUCAAUGCCGGCUCUACCUGGGACAGGGAGCUGAUACGUGCUCGCGGAGCAGCCAUGGGGGCUGAAGCUAAGGGACUGGGUGUCCAUGUGCAGCUGGGCCCGGCGACUGGUCCGCUGGGGAAGUUCGCUACGGGAGGGCGCAAUUGGGAGGGCUUCGCGUCGGACCCUUAUCUCAGUGGGGUUGGAAUGAGCGAGACUAUUAUAGGAAUGCAGGAGUCGGGAGUGCAGGCGUGUGCGAAGCACUACAUCCUCAACGAGCAAGAACACGCCAGAACAACAAUGAGCAGCAACCCCGACGACCGCACCCUGCACGAGAUCUAUCUCUGGCCGUUCUACGAUUCUGUCAAAGCCAACGUCGCCUCCGUGAUGUGCUCGUACAACAAGAUCAAUGGCACCUGGGCGUGCGAGAACGACGAAGUCCUCAACAAGCUGCUGAAAGAGGAGCUCGGGUUCCCCGGGUAUGUCAUGACUGACUGGAACGCGCAGCACAGCACGGUCGAGAGCGCCAACUUCGGUCUGGACAUGACCAUGCCGGGUAGUGAUUUGAACGAACCUCCCGGGUCGGUCUACUGGGGUGAGAACCUGGCCGAUGCGAUCGCCAAUGGAUCCGUCCCUCAGGCUCGUCUCGACGACAUGGUCACCCGCAUCCUAGCCUCGUGGUACCUCGUUGAGCAAGAUGGGGAGUAUCCGCCCGUGGCGUUUAACUCAUGGGAUGAUGGCAAAGCCAACGUCGACGUCACGGCUGAUCAUGCCGAGGUGGCGCGUGCCGUCGCGAGAGACUCUAUCGUACUUCUGAAGAACGAGGAUGGCGCUCUCCCGUUGAAGAACCCCAAGUCGCUGGCGAUUAUCGGGUCGGAUGCGAUUGUGAACCCUGACGGCCCCAAUGCGUGCACCGAUCGUGGGUGCAAUGUGGGCACUCUGGCACAGGGAUGGGGGAGUGGAACUGCCCAGUUUCCGUACCUGAUUGCCCCUCUGGACGGCAUCAAGAACAGAAAGUCAAGCAACGCUACCGAGAUCAUCACCAGCACCACCGACGAAGCCACGGCUGGUGCCGAAGCAGCCGCAGCAGCGGAGACAGCCAUCGUAUUCAUUUCCUCCGAUUCCGGCGAGGAAUACAUCACCGUUGAAGACAACGAAGGCGACAAGAACGACCUGAACCCGUGGCACAACGGCAACGACCUCGUCAAAGCCGUCGCAGCCGCCAACAAGAAGACCAUCGUCGUCGUGCACAGCACUGGUCCCAUUAUUCUGGAGACUAUCCUCGCUCAGCCUAACGUCGUCGCCGUCGUGUGGGCCGGUAUCCCCGGCCAGGAGAGCGGCAAUGCCCUCGCUGAUGUCCUCUACGGCGAUGUCGCGCCUAGCGGGAAACUUCCCUACACGAUUGCCAAGAAGGAAUCAGACUAUGGCACGGCGUGGAUUGCUGGGGGAGGAGACGAUGAAUACCCCGAGGGUAUCUUUAUCGAUUAUCGUCAUUUUGAUCAGGACGAUAUUGAGCCGCGAUAUGAGUUUGGCUUUGGACUGUCCUACACAACCUUCAAAUACGCCACCCUCGACAUCACCAUCAAAGCCACCCCCGGCCCCUCCACCGGAAAAGUCGAAGUGGGCGGCGCAGCCGACCUCUACGACUCUGUCGGAACCAUCACAGCAGCAAUCACAAACGCCGGCGACGUAGACGGCGCCGAGGUUGCCCAGCUGUACAUUGGGUUCCCGGAGUCUGCGCCGGAAACUCCCCCGCGACAGCUGCGGGGCUUCCAGAAGCUGCUUGUGCCCGCGGGGAAGAGCGACAGCGCGAGCUUUGAGCUCACCCGUCGGGAUAUCAGCUACUGGGAUGUUAAGAGUCAGAAGUGGGUUGUUCCCGAGGGGGAGUUUAAGGUUUUUGUGGGGUCGUCGAGUCGGGAUGUGAGGCUUGAUGGGAAGUUUACGGUCGGUUGA